AUGGAUGUUGAGUUUCAGGAACACACUUCUUAUUUUUCUCAGGAUAUCUCCAAUUCUCCCUUUCAUAGAGAGCAUCCAUAUUGUGAAGGUGAGAAUUUGGCACAUUUGGAGUUUAGUGAUUAUUUGACAGAGUUACUAGUUGAUGAGAUUUUGGGCUUGAGCUUGAAUCAGAAUGUGGCAGAUUUACAGAUAGACAUUGAACCUCAACGGGAGUCAUCUUCUGCUUUAGAGGGCAAUGAGACUUUCAAGGUGUUCCAAUCUCUUCCCUCUAUUCCGGCUCCUGUGGUCUACAAAACCUAUUAG
Messenger RNA from Prunus armeniaca (apricot), 303 nucleotides. The record is from the annotation of a GenBank genome assembly. Lineage: Eukaryota; Viridiplantae; Streptophyta; Magnoliopsida; Rosales; Rosaceae.